Oxyura jamaicensis (ruddy duck) is the source of this 904-nucleotide messenger RNA. RefSeq names its product receptor activity modifying protein 1 (gene RAMP1). NCBI's taxonomy places the organism in Eukaryota, Metazoa, Chordata, Aves, Anseriformes, Anatidae. Bases 193 to 627 code for a protein of 144 amino acids. Gene Ontology annotation, molecular function: coreceptor activity. The record is from RefSeq and is a predicted model, not a curated record. Gene Ontology annotation, biological process: receptor internalization; regulation of G protein-coupled receptor signaling pathway; cellular response to hormone stimulus. The transcript has 3 exons. Gene Ontology annotation, cellular component: signaling receptor complex; membrane; cell surface.
GCGGGGCUGGGAUGAGCUUUGUCCCCCCCCCCCCCCCCCCGAAAGCAGCUGGAGGCUUCGCUCCGCCACGUUAUUAAUAGCAAACGCCGCCCUUCGCGUCCCGCGCUUCGGCAGCUCUCCCAGCCCCAGCUUCUCCCUCCUGCGGCCCCUCGGCGGGCUCAAGCCGCUCUCCGCCGGGAAAAGGGCCCGGGCAUGGCCCCACUGCCUCGCCGCUUCCUCUGCUUCAUGCUCGCCCACCACUUCAUCGCAGCGACGGCGUGCCACGAGGCGGAGUACGGCCGGCAGAUCCGCGAGCGCUGCCUCCGGCCCUUCAAGCUGAGCAUGGAGGGCAUCGGGCAGCGGCUGUGGUGCGACUGGGACGAGACCAUGGGCACCUACGGGGAGCUGACCAACUGCACGGUGGCCGUGGCCGAGAACCUCACCUGCUACUGGCCCAACCGGCUGGUGGACGAGUUCUUCGUCGCCGUGCACCGCCACUACUUCAGGAACUGCUCCCCGUCCGGCCGGGCGCUGCACGACCCCCCCAACGGCGUGCUCUGCCCCUUCAUCCUGGUGCCCGUCCUCGUCACCCUGCUGAUGACGGCGCUGGUGGUGUGGAGGAGCAAACGCAGCGAGGGCAUCGUCUAGGGAUGGGUUUUGGGCACGGCACAGCCGAGGAGCAUCCCAAGGGUGCCGAGGCCCCGCGGCAUCCCCGCUGGUCCCCUCCGCAGGCGGCGGUUCCCAAUUAAAUCAAUUGUUAACGAGCCGGUCACUGGACGGCGCGGGAUGCUGGUGGCGGUGAGGAUGCUGCUCGCCGGGUACCAGGGCAGUGCUGCGGCAACACUCGGCCUCUCCCUGCUUCCCUCCCAGCACCCCACAGCUCCCACUGGGGAAAAAAAAAGAAGGAAAAUUUGGGAAAAUAAGG